Molecule: messenger RNA, 1492 nt
Organism: Lates calcarifer (barramundi perch)
Lineage: Eukaryota; Metazoa; Chordata; Actinopteri; Centropomidae
Product: CD81 antigen
Exons: 8
Coding region: 130-846 (238 amino acids)
Cellular component (GO): membrane
Source: RefSeq, a predicted model, not a curated record
AUUUCCCCCCCAACUGGCCUGAAUAAGCGGAGUCUUCGGAGACAGUAGACUGGCCUUUCAGAGUGUGUGAUUUGGGCUAAAGGACGAGCUGAUUUAAAAAAAAAAAACAAAAAAAAAAAAACUGGCAAAAUGGUUGUGGCGGGCUGCACGAAAUGCAUUAAAUAUAUGUUAUUCUUCUUUAAUUUUAUUUUCUGGUUGGCCGGAGGAGUGAUCUUAGGAGUGGCCCUGUGGCUCCGCCAUGACACACAAACCAGCAACCUCCUUGUUCUUCAGUUUGAAGGCCAGCAGGCACCAGGCACUUUCUAUAUCAGUGUGUACAUACUGAUAGCUGUUGGAGCUGUGAUGAUGCUUGUUGGCUUCCUCGGAUGUUACGGUGCCAUUCAGGAAUCUCAGUGUCUCCUGGGGACGUUCUUCUUCUUUUUGGUGAUCCUCUUUGCCAGUGAAGUGGCUGCAGCAAUCUGGGGUUUCAUGAACAGGGACACUAUCUCCAAGGAGCUGAUCAACUUCUAUGACUCUGCGUACAUCAAGGCUGUGGACGUCUCCGGGUCUCCCAGUAAAGAUGCUGCCAUCAAGGUCCUGGAUGUUUUCCACAACACGCUCGACUGCUGCGGUAAAGGAGAUGACACCGCGCUCUUCAAACAAGUUGCCGGCACUUUGUGUCCAAGAAAGUCUCCCACGGAUUUUGUGAGAUCUCAGAGCUGUCAUGAUAAACUGAUCGAGCUGUUCUCCGAGAAGCUCCACCUGAUCGGUUUGGCCGCCUUGGUGAUUGGUAUCAUCAUGGUUUUUGAGAUGAUCUUCACCAUGGUGCUCUGCUGUGGGAUCCGUAACAGCCCUGGGGUAUACUAGGAGUCCAGCCAACAAGCAGCAACAGUUCACAUCAGCGUAUAAUUAUUUUAUUAUGUGUUUCUAUGCAUCAGCUCCUUUUCCUUUUAAUGAUAGCACAAAACAAUGGAUAUCUCUCCUUUUAUUUUAGAUUAGAAACUAUAAAUUGUUUUUGAUAUUGCUAACCUGUCAUCAUUCAUCUUUCUAACACAGUAAUUUAGCUUGUGUCUAAUGUUCAUUAUUUAUCAUACAACACAUCAUAUGAAUCUUUUAUAUUUACAGUAUGUAUGUGAAAUAUUUCUCUGACAUCAUUGAACUCAGUGGUGUUCUUAUGGAUGUAUAAAUUGUACAUAUAUACUUAUCAUAUGUUAAUAACACUUAAGAGAGUCCAUGUAUUACCUGACUGAUUGUGAUGCAUCUCACUGCAGUGUUACAGUGUUACAGUGUGACAGUAUAAUUUAAGCAGCAGGGCUUCAGUGGUCUAAGGUGAUGAGUUAGCCUGUGUAUUCUUUAAUUAACUUUGUGUCUCUUCUUUGUGCCUGAUGAACCAUUUUAUGCUGUUUUAUCUCUAUUAACAUGUGAGGCACCACUCCUUAAAUAAUGACAACAGUUAGGUUUUAUCACUUAACCUGUUUUAAUAACGCUAAUAAAUUAUGUCACCUCUGUUGUA